GGGUGGUGAUGGUAGUUGGCAAUGAGGACUGGAAGGGGAAUAUCGCAAAGUGGAAGUGAUCAAAUAGUCCAGAGUGCAGACGUUGUAUCCCAAACAUUUCCAAUAAAACUACGUGCUUAGAACGCCAAUGUGCCACGGACAGAUGGAGGCGCUAACAGCCGUGUCAAGAUGUUCUAUGAAACACUUGUGACUAAAUAACUUCAAACAUACCUCGGGAUGGCCUUGAAUCAGCCUAAGAAGCCUCGCCAUGACCGUGCCUACCGCAGGGCACGCGACGCCCCUCCCUCCUGCCUGCUGCUGCUGCCCGUCCUCCUGACCCUGCUGGGCCGCCGCGCCGCCACCGCCCCUGACGCACCCGGAGGCCAGGAGGCAUGGGAGUACCUGGCCAGACUGGACUCUUCCCUGAGGCCUCUGCAACACCCCCGGCCCUUGUCCGGUGUGGGCCCAGCCGCGGAGAGGGGCAGGGGCGUCAGCCUCGCCGCUCCCCUGGCGGUGGAAGUGCACGUCGGCACCGACAACGUGACGGUGCGUGUCGACGGUGUACAGGUAUACCACGUCGCUGGAGGGGCGCGGAAGGCUAAGGUUCACUUCUGGCCCAACUCAGGGGUGCACCUGGUGGUCCUGGGGCCGUGGCGACAGGUCAUGAUGCUUCAGCGCUUCCUCACAUAUCAGCCGGCGGAGCAUCUCGACCUGGCAGCCGCCCUCGCCUCUAUCCAGCCUGGCCGCGUGGUGGUCCUUGCUGCCGCGCCGGACUUUGCUCUCUUCUUGGGUCGAGCAGCGGUGGAGGCACUCGGCUCUUUAGGGUUCCAAUUGUCACCGAGGAUGGCGAGGGGCGAGGCUUGGGCGGGAGUGGCCAUCACGGGUGUGGGUGUUGUAGCAGAAGGCGCAACGACACUCCAGGAGGGAGUGUACCCGGCGACCAGCCUUCACCUGACAGCAGUGACGCAGCCCCGGGACCAUGCAUUUGAGUGUAAGUGGCACAGUGAGCCGGGGAGGGAGCUUCAAGCCUCCUUCUGCAGGCAGUAUGAAGGUUACGGGGACUUUUGUGCCUGUCAGCGUCCCUUCACGCCAGACAUUAAGUAUCGACAGGAGCGAGUGAUGGUGAAGGAAGAGAUCCCGGUGGUGAUAGUCACAGCAAACAAACCUCGCCAUCUCUACAGAUUACUGAGGAACUUAUUCACAAUCGAGGGCGGCGGGCAGACGGAGGUGCUGGUUGUGGUGGACGGCGCCCACCAGGAGACGCUGGCCCUGGCCGGCGUGAUGGGCGUGGAGACACUGGUGCACCGGCCAGAGGGCGUCCACAGUAAUCGCACCAACGCCAACGUCCGCUUCGCCCUCUACAGCGUGUUCAGGCAGUACCCCCGCGCCGACAAGGCCAUAGUGCUGGAGGACGACCUUCUCCUCUCACCGGAUUUCCUGAGUUUCUUCCACCAGGCAGCGUGGGUAUUGGACAGUGACCCGACAGUUUUCUGUGUUAACGCAUUCAACAGUAACAGCCUUCCGGAUACUGCUGCUGAUGUCUCUCAGUUGCUGAGGUCUGAGGGCUUUCCCAUGUACGGGUGGAUGGUGGGGCGGAGCUACGCCAGGCAGGUCGUCACCAACUGGAUCCCCCAAGGACCCGGGGACUGGGACUGGUGGCUCAUGAAGGCGUGGGCGCAGAGGAACCGAGAUGUGGUCUCGCCUGAGGUGUCCAGGACGUUCCAUGCUGGCAAUGCUGGCGAACAUGUGGACGGCUUUGAGCAGCACCUUUACUACAACCGGAUUCUUACCUCCACUCAGCCUGGCACCAGACUGAGGGACAUCUCAGGCGUCGUCCUAAACAACUAUGUGCAGCACCUGGCGUCGGAGAUCCAGCGGGCGGAGUUGGUGAUGCCUGAUCCCAGGGAGAGAGAUUUCCUGCCGCCAGGACGGCCCGGCCCCUUCGUUGCCUUCGUCAGGGCGGGCACCAGGAAUGACGAGUUUUACAGUUUCAGGGUGUUCUUACUGAGCACCCGGACCUACUACUGGGACACUCGGGAGAUCUUCAGGGGUGUCAUGCGGCUACGGCUACAGGGACGCCUCUUCUACAUCGUGGGCUGUCCUCUCUCUGAGCUCUUCUGCAAACUCAAGCCUCGGGACGCCCCUGUGACUAGCCCGUCGCGGAGGAUCGUGAGGGCCGUCAUGAGGAUCAACAACAAGUACGAACAGUCCCUCUACGAGUACGGCAUCCGAGGGAGGCGCCCGGCAGUUGACCUUCAGGAGGAGGCUCAGCUGCUCAACUAUGUCCCAUGACGUGUGUGUGUGUGUGUGUGUGUGUGUGUGUGGUCUCUCUCUCUCUCUCUCUCUCUCUCUCUCUCUCUCUC
This is a messenger RNA of Eriocheir sinensis (Chinese mitten crab), 2342 nucleotides long. RefSeq names its product protein O-linked-mannose beta-1,2-N-acetylglucosaminyltransferase 1-like. Gene Ontology annotation, molecular function: beta-1,3-galactosyl-O-glycosyl-glycoprotein beta-1,3-N-acetylglucosaminyltransferase activity. The transcript is spliced from 13 exons. Lineage: Eukaryota; Metazoa; Arthropoda; Malacostraca; Decapoda; Varunidae. Bases 217 to 2271 code for a protein of 684 amino acids. Gene Ontology annotation, cellular component: Golgi membrane. Gene Ontology annotation, biological process: protein O-linked glycosylation via N-acetylgalactosamine. The record is from RefSeq and is a predicted model, not a curated record.